AUGACGGACGGGAAGGCGGGAGCAGCCGCUUGCUUCGGGCUUGUAACAAAGAGAAUCCGUAAAAUCUUCAGGCAUUUCCCCAAAUCCAAGCCCUGGCCCACGGGACCGCGCCUGCCGAGGAGGCCCAGCAGGGAGGUGUUGCUGGUCAGAGACUGCAGGUACACGUGUCACCAGGAGUGCCGCAGCCUCAUCCAGCUGGAUUGCCGCCGGUGCCAGAGCCAGCUGUCCCCAGAGAACACCGCGCUGCCGCCGGCCCGCAGCCAGAAUGCGACGCAAACGGUAGAGGAAGAAAAACCCGAGCCUCCGACCGUCCAGGAGAUCAAACAGAAGAUUGAAAAGUACAAUGCAAAGGUCACCAACUGCCUGUUGAUGAAACUGAACGACGAUGGGACCUACACGGGGUUCAUCAAGGUGCACCUGAAGCUGCGGCGCCCCGUGACGGUGCCGGCCGGGAUCCGGCCCCAGUCCAUCUACGAUGCCCUCAAGGAGGUGAACCUGGCGGAGAUGACGGACAAGAGGACCUCCUUCUACCUGCCCCUGGAUGCCAUCAAGCAGCUGCACAUCAGCAGCACGACCACGGUGAGCGAGGUGAUCCAGGGGCUGCUGAAGAAGUUCAUGGUGGUGGAUAACCCCCAGAAGUUUGCACUUUUCAAGGAGAUGCGGAAAGAUGGGCAAGUGCUCUUCCAGAAGCUCCCUCUCACCGAGUACCCCCUGUACCUGCGGCUGCUGGCGGGCCCCGACACGGACGUGCUGAGCUUUGUGCUGAAGGAAAACGAAACGGGGGAAGUCGAGUGGGACGCGUUCUCCAUCCCCGAGCUGCAGAACUUCCUGAUGAUCCUGGACAAGGAGGAGAAGGACAAAAUCCAGCAAGUGCACAGGAAGUACGAGAGGUUCAAACAGAGACUGCAACAGACCCUGAAAGAAGCCCGAGGCAAACCUGGAUAACCUUCAGGAGGCACUGGGCAUCAGACUAAGCUAGAGACUGUUUUUAAAUGAAAAGACUUCUCAGGACACCUUAGUCGUCAUUCUCCUUCUUCAACCUUCCAUAAGGACUGGAAGCACCCCUAAAAUGAUCCUAUUGCAUUUUCUUCUUCCGAAACCUCUUCUCCCAGGACGGGAGCCAGUCCAAGAACGGGAAGGCUGUUUUUAAAACAGCUUCAGCAAAGCAAACACAGCUGCUGCUUGGCUUUUCCCAGCCCUGCCAUCCGCUGGAGAGGCUGCGUGGAAAAUUCUCGGUGCGACACCCAACGGGACCCAUCUGCUGGCUGAAGUUCUGAGCAGGGCAGCUCCUGCUGCUCCCGCUCCUCCCAGCGAGCUGCUUGUUCCUGUUUGGAGGAGCUGUGGCCCACGGUGCCCUCGUGGCCCAGUUCUGGUUUCGUAAGGAGAGCACGGGGAAACAGCAGGGAAAGGGGAGGAGGUUGUUGCACCGAACCACGUGGGUGUUGCAGCUCUGACCAAGCCCUGGGCUUGAUCAGGGCUAAGGCAGCCAGGGAAAUGCCAGGCUGUGACACCAAGGCGGCUGCAACACCCCAAGAGUGUGUUAGUAAAUAUUAUUGCGGCUUGGUAAUUGUAAUUCCCAGGAAAAAUCAUUCAUUUUGAUUCUGUUUGACUUCUAAUGUUGAAAAGAGCUGGAUUACAGUAACCGUCCCUGAUGCUUAGCUAAGUUAGCCAGUGUUUCACCAGUUCUCCGUAGGAGUUGGGACCCAUGUCCCCAGAAAUUUUGUUUGAAAAGUGUAAAGGUGAGGGUUGGGGCACAGGCUGAGGGUUCAGUGUUGAAGGUUUAGCAAUACGUGUCCAUCCGAGGAAAGCUCAAAACCCCUUCACAACUCAGAUUUUGAGCUGUGAACGUGCCUGGCCCCGAGGGAGAGGAGCUGGGGUGUGGAGGCGGCACCAAGUAAGGGAAUUACUGUCCUUGGCUGCUUUCUGCUCACCUCAGCUGUGCUUCCUCCCGCUCCUGGCAGUGCCGUCCCAGCCCUGCUGUCCCUGUCACACCCUCCCUGCGCCCUGUUCUCCCUCCCCACUCUCAACUGGUGCUGUCCUGCACGUCCAGGAAGUUUCCCAGGAUCUGCUCUCUCCGUGGAGUCGGGAGAGGACAGCAAGUGUCUCUCUCUGCCUGUCUCAGGGCUCCCACCGUGCCCAGCACCCCUCAGCCAAGUCCUGGAGCUGCAGGGCGGGUCCCUGCCCUCGCUCCCUGGAUCUCUGCCGGGCCGGGAAUGCUGCAGGGAGAGGACAGGUCCCAUGUUCACCCUCAGUGCUUCCUCCCGAGCACGCUGCACACACCCAGGGCCAGCCCUGCCUCUGCUCACACCGCAGCAGAGCGCAGGGAACAGGGAAUGGCAGUGCUGGAUUGGGGAUGGAGCAGGAGAAGGGCUUUGUGUGAGGCAGCAGGGUGUUGGGGAACGGGGAGGAGUCUAAAAUUUACCUCAGUGCCUUUUUUUUUUUUUUUUUUUCCCCUUUCGUGUGAAAACUUUGCAUUUGGGCUAAGGAGGAAGCCGUGCAGAGGCCUCGUCCCUGCUGUCCCCACAGCCCUGGCGUGACCAAGGCCCUUGUGUCCGGGGAGGGAUGAGGAACCGCUCUGCUUCUUUCUGGAAGGUGGUGACUGCUUGGGAUUUUUUUAUUUUUAUUUUUUUCCCCUCCAGAUUCUGAGUAUGUUUGUUUCUAAGCCUGACGAGAGUAACUGCAUCCCUCGGAGCCCUCGGCUGGCGUGGAAGCCGCGUUCUGCCGAGCUCGUGGUCAGCAGCGAGGGUUUGCUCGCCGGGCUCUGGUGCACAGGAGCCUCCAGCUGUACUGUACUCUACACCCAGCGACCUUUAACAGCUGCUGGCGGCCGCAGAGCAGCGCUCACCACGCUCUGGGGCUGUUUGUCCGGCCACAAGCAGACUCAGCACUUCACUGUUCAUUUAAAUGCCGCUUGUCUGGUGCUUUGAGCCUUGACAGCACCGUAUAAAUACUUCAGUUCCACCGCGGGGAAGAAACGCUGUAAAAAAACUGCCAGUGGCUCUCAAGAGGGAAGAGCCACACGCUUGGUUUGAAAUCCCUUUUCUUUCUGGCUAAAAGUUGUGCAGGUUUCCUUUUUUUUUUUUUCCCCUUUAUUUUUUUUGGUGAGUGUUGGUGAGUGUCCCCUCUCCCUUCCUGGCCCCAGCAUGUCUUUGACAGUCUGUAGAAGGCAUGGCUUCGUAUGCAAUCACUGUGGAUGCUGCUGAAAACCUCCUGCCACCAGCAGGCCUCGCUCUUUUGGGUUUUUUUUGGUUUAUUUUUCAAUAUUGGGGGCAUCUGAAGAGUCGGUGGGUGCUGGAACUGAAAUUCUCAUGGGUCAGUCGAGCUGUUUCUAGAAGUAUUUGCCCCCUCUUUAAGCGCAAACUCCUGUUGCCAGUGCCUUUGGUUAGCAAUUGUCUCGCCUAGGUCGUGUGAGUUUAUUUUCCAUGGCUACUGUAAAACCUGUAAAAUAAUGUGUAUAGGAUGGAAUAGUAGAGCUUCUAUGGCAAAGUGAAAUGCAUUUUUGCAAUGCUGUAAUUUAUUUUUACUACUCCCUAGUGAUUCUAUGGCAUUUUUACAAAAUGUCUCACUCUUAGCUUUUUUUUUUUUGAAGGUUCUGGAACUAUUUGUUCAAAUGCAGACAGUGUACAAGACAAUGAUAAUAAAACUGUCAGUAAUUAAA
Molecule: messenger RNA, 3658 nt
Organism: Hirundo rustica (Barn swallow)
Lineage: Eukaryota; Metazoa; Chordata; Aves; Passeriformes; Hirundinidae
Gene: RASSF5
Product: Ras association domain family member 5
Exons: 6
Coding region: 1-945 (314 amino acids)
Biological process (GO): signal transduction
Cellular component (GO): nucleus
Source: RefSeq, a predicted model, not a curated record